Pecten maximus is the source of this 4599-nucleotide messenger RNA. RefSeq names its product UV-stimulated scaffold protein A-like. Gene Ontology annotation, molecular function: RNA polymerase II complex binding. Lineage: Eukaryota; Metazoa; Mollusca; Bivalvia; Pectinida; Pectinidae. Bases 385 to 2937 code for a protein of 850 amino acids. The transcript has 14 exons. Gene Ontology annotation, cellular component: chromosome. Gene Ontology annotation, biological process: response to UV; transcription-coupled nucleotide-excision repair. The record is from RefSeq and is a predicted model, not a curated record.
GAAGCUAAUCAAAAACUUCCGGUUUGUUUGUGCAAUAGAUGUUUUUGUAGUGUUGUGUCAGAGAAAAUGCUGAAACCAACACUUUUAGCGAGGAUCAACGCGCAUAGACAGUUUCAUGAAUGUAAACAUCCUCAUUUUACGUUUGGUGACUGCAUUUGAUAAUUAAUUUCGUUUUGAACUUGAAAAAUAAACCAAAAUCAAGCCACAGUGAAUGUGAAUUAUAUAAGCUGCAGUACUGUAAGACUACAUUUUAACGAUGAAAAAAAUGAAAACAACAAAGGGUUGAACGGAGACAAGAGUUUGGCCAACAUGGUGGUUAGAUAAUACAUCCGGGAACACGAAUUACUUGAGCUUGUUGUCUGGUGUUUCAACCCCAAAAACAACAUGGAUGGAAAUUCAGAGAAUGAAUGCCUCGAUCUGAAGCUUUGUGCCGAGAUGGAGAAGCUUGUAGACCAGUUGACUGAAUCGGGAAAGCCUGUACUCAACACUGAAGUGAUGAAAUCCUUUAAGAAAAUAUGCAGAAUUUCAGAUCUGUAUGUGAAGCAUGCAUUUCAUAUGCUGAUGACAAAACUUGAGGAAGACCAUUCUGAGGUUCGACUUUCUGCCUUCCAGAUGGUGGACGAAUUAUUCAACAGAUCCCAUGCCUUUAGGGAAUUACUAGUGUCUGAAUUUCAACGCUUUUUAGAAUUAACAGUUGAGGUUGAUUUUGAGCAGCCACUUCCUCCUCCAAAGGCUGCAGCAGACAGUCUACGAACUAACUCGCUCAAGGCCAUACAACAAUGGCAAGAGAAAUACGGGGAAGCCUACAAAAAACUCAAGCUUGGCUUUAAUUACCUCUCUACCUGCAAACAUGUGAAUUUUGACAAUAUAAGAGCCAGAACACUGGCAGAACAACAACGUCAGAGAGAAGAGGAAGCAAAGAACAAGAGGAUUGCUACUGAGAGAAUAAAGAAAGUUCUCUGUGAAUUGGAAGAUACCGGUGGAGAUAUACAGAACAGUUUAAAGGAAGUACAGACAUGUUUUGAUUUGCUCCUUCCUUCACCAGAAAACUUUUUUAUCAAGGCUCCAGACGAUAAAAUACAGGAAGAUCAGAAAACCGAUGUCUCGGACAAACAAUAUUCAGGAAAUUUAGUGACAUAUUCAAAUGGAGAAAACUCAGACAUGCUCAAUGAAAGUGAAAUUUCUGGUGUUAAAUGUGAAAAUAAAAAUUUUUCAGAUCAAACAAACUCGGUGUUAGAAAAGACGAAUUGUGAAACUUUCACAUCAAGUGCAAAAAACUGUGAUUCAUUAUCUAAAGGAGACAAUUCGUUAUUAAAUGGCGAUGAUGUAAUGGCAAAGACUGAUAGCUUCAACAGUACAGAAAGCAAUGAUAAGAAUGAAAACGAAAAUUUAAAAUCUAAUUGUAAUAGUGAAAAUUUUAAGAGUGGAUGUGAGAGUCGGUUGGAUAAUGGACAUCAUUUGAAUUUAAGUAAUUCAGAAAGUGAUGAUGAGGAUGAUGAUAUGGAGAGUAUAGAUGAAGAUUAUUUUGUCCAGCAACAUGGUUUAGGGACACACAGAUACAACAUCACUAUAGAUGUUAACCCAGGACCUGUGUCGCUACAGGAGACCGAGGACAACCAGGCAGUCCUUACUACACUCAAGGAUUUGUACAGACUCAUCGUGUCCAAGUAUUUCCCUACAGUACAACACUGGUUACAGGUUCUUUCUAAAUAUGGAGCGAAACAAGAAGAAAUAAAAAAAGUUAUCAACCUGAAAUCAGAGAUGGAGAAAACCAAGAAACAGUUUCAUGAGUUGAAAAUUGUCCCAGAGGAAAAGGUUGAUACCAGGAGAGAUUCAGAUGAGAGUGAAGAGGAAUUUGAAGAAGUUCCAGAGAAGGAAGGAUAUGAACCACAUAUUCCAGCUCACCUUCGCGCUGAGUAUGGUUUGGAGCCCUUGCCCAGUACAACAGAGCAAAGUCAACUUGGGACAGCUCAUCUUAAGAUACUCCCUGCAAAAAAUAAGAAGCCAGCACCAUCAACAAGCCAGAAUCCACUCGUGAAGAAAGAAACCCCUCAGUACUGGGACAUCAAAUGUCGUGUUGAGGAGGACAGUGUCGAUGAUCCUGCAUCCCUCAAGGCCAACCUCAAACGCCUGGGGAAGGAAGUCGGUAAUCCUGGCCCAAGCAAUGCAGAGAAAAGUUCUUCCUCUCUCAGUAAUGAAAAGACAAGGGAAAAACCUGGUUCUUCUAGUGCAAGUGAAAGUUCAAGGAAAGAAAGGCUGUUACAGAAAGCACCAUUGAUCUCGUAUGGUGUGGACCUGGAACAUUGGGAGGACCCAGAAAAUAUAGCCAUGCCUAUGGUGGAAAAGUAUGAUUCUCUGCACAGAUUCUGGACACCUUCAGAAGAAGCUUCUGAUGUCCCAGAAAAGGAGGGAAAGGCUGCUAUAACCAAACGUAACAUUAGUUUCACAGGGAAGUUUGAGCCCGUCAAAUGGAGUUGUCGUGCUCCACUGCCAAACGGAAAGCUCUGUGAAAGGAAGGACAGACACAAGUGUCCGUUCCAUGGGAAGGUCAUUCCACGAGAUGACCUUGGAAAUCCAACAGAACCAGAAGACAUUGCUAGAUUGGCCAGUAAGGAGCCUGAUGUCCUAGAUGAGCUACCUCCUUGGCAGGACCCAGAACUCCAGGCAGAUAUUGAGGCAGCCACGGGCAUUGACCUUGGCUCUGGGAGGUCAAAGGGUAAAGGUAAAGGCAAGGGUAAAGGUAAAGGCAAAGGAAAGCAAUCAAAACACCCAAACCUAACCAACAUUAGAGAGUCCACAAACACCGCACGUAACAGGCUUGAGGCAAAAAUAUUUAAACCGUCAGCAUUAAAACGAGUUGCUGCUGCGCAAAAUGAAAUUGCUUUCAAGAAAGUACGGGACAAGUUUGGAAACCAGUUUAACUAUGCUCUCAAAUGAACAGAGAAUGAUAGUGUGACAGUGAACUAUUUCAGAUGACAUGGAGUUAACGUUCAGGAUGACUUUAUGUUGAAUAAGACUUAUUUGGUGCCAUCAGCUGGGAUAUUUUGAGGUCACUUAAAACUUCUUUAUACAAACAAUAUAUACAAAAAUUAUAGACAGCCUAUCAGUAUGAUCCGCAAUUUAUUAUCUCAGAAUCGUAUUUAUUUGUGUCUGAUUCAAACUAGAUUAUGAAAAACUGUGGAAAAAAUAAUCUGAUCAUCCAUUUACAGGAACAACCUUUCCAGUCAUGGUAAUUGUGUUCAAUUUGGAAAUUUUAGGUUUAGAUGUGUAAGUAUUUAUUGGACAUAUACGGUCUUUUAAAAACCAAUUUACAGUCCAGGAGUUUUGUGUUUGUAUUAAAAUAUUUUUGUGUUUUCUCAAUGUAUGCUUUGCAGUAUAUUUUAAUGUUAUACUAGGUACUUCUAAAAUGUAUAUUUUUAUGUUUAUUUAUGAAGAAAUCUUGUUUGCCAUAGACUACAAUGUAAAUGUAUACAAUACAUAAUUGUACAAAUAAUUUAUGUACUCGUUAUCGAGUCUUGUUCAAAUCUCCUAAAGCUGUAUGAACGUUACAAUUUUUAACAUUUAUCAAUGUUGAUGUUCCAUUCUUAUAUUAUAUGUGUUUGCUUCCCUUAUUGAACUCUUGAUUAGUAAAUACGGGUUAAACAAUAUUAAGGUGGUCGCCCAUGCUUCAUCCAAGGAGUUACCUCUCUUUAAUCUUUAUUUCAACUUAAUACAAGAUUCCUAAUACAUUACACCACUGUCUGACAGUAUUGACUUUCAGCUCAGCUUGUUUUGAAGGAAUGGGCUAUAGAAAUUGUGUAGGGUCGUGGUGGCCUGUGGGGCCGCGGUGGCUGAGUGGUAAAGGUGUCCUGACACUUUAUCACUAGCCCUCCACCUCUGGGUUGCGUUGGGCAGUUGCCAGGUACUGACCGUAGGCCGGUGGUUUUUCUCUGGGUAAUACGGCUUUCCUCCACCUCCAAAACCUGACACGUCCUUAAAUGACUCUGACUGUUAGUAGGGUGUUAAACAAAAUAAACCAAAUAUAGAAAUUGUCUUUUGUCUAUCACUUUGUCCUUCAUUAAACAAUUAUACUUGUUAGCAAUUUUUAUUAGAAAAAAAUCUUCACAUGUAUGUUUCCCUUGGUGCCUGUGUUAUGCAUAUAAAAUGUUGAUGACUUAAUUUAUUAUUGGUUGGAAUCCUAGAGUAGCUGACUGAAUUCAUUCAGGGUGGACAUGAUUGUCAUAACAAGUCAUUAAAAUAAAGAAUGAUUGAGAAAAGUUCAAACUUAUAACUAACUAUUAAUGAAUAUCAUAUGAUGUUGGGCACCAAGACCCCCCAGGGAUCUCUUGUUCAUGUAAUUACUAUUUAAUGUACAUUGUAAUUGUACAGUAACCAGGGCAUUAGUGAUCUAUCCCUCUAAAGGGAAGGUUGCUUAUAUUUAUAAGAUUAUUUUUGCAUAUGUAAAUGUUAAGAUAUAUGUAUUGAUCAUUUGAUAGACUAUUGUUCACUAUGUUUAUGUCAGGAUAUUGGGCCAUCACUGCACCACUGAAACUUUUAAGAAAGUGGAUGUAGUGUAGUGGUAUAAGCUGUGGGUAUUUCUGGCUAGGAGAUUAGGGUGUC